GAAAUGUGUGUGUGAGUGAGUGGGUGGGUGAGUAUGAACCUAUGGUGCAACCAUGACCAGAGCAACACUGACCAAAAUCCUCAUCCUCGUGAUCCUCGCCUUCAUCAUCUGCCUCCCGGAAUUCUUCUCGCUACACAGAGUAUCAAAAGUGAACUUCCUCUGUCUGCCCUACCGACGAUGUGAGCGAGGGAAUCAGGUGGAGAAGGGGGAGAGUGGGAGGAUCGGGGAUGCUGAAAUUAAGAGAAAGGAUAUGUGCGACGCCUCUCAGACUGCGGAACGGGAAAAGUGGGAGCGGGCCUGCACACAUGGGAAUCACAUCAACAUGACAGGUCCUGCAUCAGACUCCAGGAGAGGCAGCGAGGAUUCAGAAAAGAGCUUGUUCAUGUGUCAAACAGAUAUGGACAUGGCAGAAUUACACAACAACAGCUCGUCUUCAGCCACAGCUUUGAAGCUGCAUCUGGAAGUUUCAGUGGAGCUUCAACUGGGCGAUGCAGAGACCCUGAAUCUCACCCUGUAUGGCCACAGUAACUACAGCUCCUUAGACCUCCACCCACCUGAGGAGCAAGGCGAAGAGGAGGAUAAGAAGAAGGGUGAUGAAGGACAGACGGCAUUCUACUGCUGUCUCCCUGUCCUGCCCACCUCGGAGUUGGCCAAUCCAAGCCGCUGUCUCCUUUGGCUCGCCAAUCAAACGCUCUCGACUGCGACAGCGAAGGGAAAGCUGCCAUGGAAACGGACACCGAAAGCUGAGUGGCGGUGUUUAUUCAGGGUGAUCUGGUUGGCUCUUCUGUGUGUGGUGCUCCUGACUGUAGUCACAUCUGUGCUUAGCAAUCUCUACCUGAGGAAACGCUCACGCAGAAAGCCCAUGGUGCGCCCUGUUUACAACUUCUCUGGUCAGCAGUUAAAUGAUGGAGAGAACCGCACAGAAACCUUCACCAAUACAGUCCUUCACUCCUAUACGUCACUGCCUUGGUCAGAACUAUCUCCCAUCAAAGAAGCCGACUCUAAAGAUGACAUAGAGACUCUGAUGGAUGGAAAUAUCAGCCACUGCUAUACUGCAAAUCUGCACCAUCGUGGAAACCCGAGCAUCUCCUCCCUCACAGAGGAGCAGCAAGAGGAGAGGAGCAUAGACAUGGUCUUUAAGUGAAAAUCAAGUUCAAGCUUCACCGUCAUGUUGAAAAUAAAAACAUCUGAAACAUA
Scophthalmus maximus (turbot) is the source of this 1197-nucleotide messenger RNA. RefSeq lists its product as uncharacterized. The record is from RefSeq and is a predicted model, not a curated record. NCBI's taxonomy places the organism in Eukaryota, Metazoa, Chordata, Actinopteri, Pleuronectiformes, Scophthalmidae. The coding region runs from base 53 to 1144 and encodes 363 amino acids. The transcript is spliced from 10 exons.